UCAUUCUCACAUUUCAUAUAACUCGAUUAGGAAGAAAGGAGGAAAGUUGGGAUUUAGAAAUGGAUCAAAAACAGAACAUAGAACAGUUCAAAGGCCAACCAAGGCUACCAAAAUUUGCCAUCCCAAAACGUUAUGAUCUUUAUCUCAAACUUGAUCUCUCUGCCUGUACUUUUUCUGGUUCAGUUCAUAUUAAUCUCAGCAUCGUGGAAACAACUAAGUUCAUAGUCCUAAAUGCUUGUGAACUUGUUGUCCACGAAGUCUUUUUCACCACCUCUCUCAAUCAUCUAAGUCAUACUUGCCUGGUAAUCUUAAGUACUUAUGCUGGUAAAGGAGUAAGAAAGAAUAUGGCAGUCACCCAAUUUGAAGCCCUGCAAGCAAGGCUGUGUUUUCCAUGCUGGGAUGAACCUGCUCUUAAGGCAACUUUUAAGAUCACAUUGGAUUUGCCCUCGGAGUUGAUUGCCUUGUCAAAUAUGCCAAUCAAUGAUGAAAAGAUCAAUGGGAAUGUUAAGACCGUUUACUUUGAGGAGUCUCCAAAAAUGUCGACUUAUUUGGUUGCUAUUGCAGUUGGUUUAUUCGAUCAUAUUGAAGAAACAACAGCAGAUGGAAUUAAGGUUGGAGUAUAUUGCCCUGUUGGUAAGAGCGAUGAAGGGAAGUUUGCACUAGAAGUUGCUGUUAAGUCACUUGAUAUAUUUACUAGGUACUUCUCGAUGCCUUAUCCACUCCCUAAGCUAGAUAUGGUUGCUGUCCCUGAAUUUUUUGGUGGAGGUAUGGAGAAUUACGGUUUGAUCGUAUACCGUGAAAAUGAGAUACUUUACACUGAUUCACACUCUACAGCUGCUAGAAAGCAGCGGCUUACAAUAGUUGUAGCACAUGAAGUUGCCCACCUAUGGUUUGGCAAUCUUGUAACAAUGGAAUGGUGGACUCAUUUGUGGCUUAAUGAAGGUUUUGCAACAUGGAUUAGUUAUAUGGCUACUGAUAUCAUGUUCCCUGAGUGGAAAAUAUGGACACAAUUUCUCCAAGAAAUUAAUGGUGGCUUGCGUCUGGAUGCACAGGAGAAAUCACAUCCAAUUGAGAUGGAGAUUCAGCAUGGUCACGAAGUUGAUGAAGCAUUUGAUGCUAUCGGCUAUAAGAAGGGAUCUGCAGUCAUCAGGAUGCUACAGGAAUAUAUUGGGGAUGAAAUAUUCCAGAAAUCUUUAAGCUUCUACAUAAGAAGGUAUGCUUGGAGCAACGCGAGGACAGAAGAUUUGUGGAGUGUCCUUUCAGAGGUAACUGGCAUUCAAGUAAACUCAAUGAUGGACAGCUGGACAAAGCAGAAGGGGUAUCCAGUUAUCUCAGUGAAAUCCAAAGACCAUAUUUUGGAAUUUGAGCAGUCACAGUUCUUGUUGUCUGGCUUUCAUGGUGAUGGACAGUGGAUUGUCCCAAUAACUUUGUGCUUCGGUUCAUACGACAGAAUCAAGAGUUUUCUUUUGGAAUCAAAAUCUGAAAAUCUGGAUGCCUCUGAACUAUUUCCCACUUCAGAUGAACAGAAUGAAGAUGAAUAUGGUGAAGCGUCAUGGAUCAAGGUUAAUAUUGGGCAAAGUGGUUUCUACAGGGUAAAAUAUGGAGAUGAACUCCAUGCACGACUCAGGAAAGCUAUAGAGAAAGGCUUCUUGUCAGUAACUGAUAAAUACGGCAUCCUCGAUGACAGAUAUGCUCUUUGUGUGGCAUGUGAACAAUCAUUAUCAUCUUUGCUUUUGUUGAUGGAUGUAUACAGAAAAGAGAGCGAUUACAUCAUUUUAUCGAAACUUAUCGAUGUUUGCUAUAAUGUUCUGGAGGUCUUGAGAGAUGCUAUCCCAGAAUUAACAAAUGCAUUGAAAGAAAUUUUCAUCAACAUCCUUCUAUGUUCGGCCAAAAAAUUAGGUUGGGAAUCCUUACCUGGUGAGAGUCAUUUAACUGGUCUAAUGAGGGGUGAGGUCUUGAUGGCCCUGGCUGCUUUUGACCAUGCUAAAACUCAUGAACAAGCAAUGCAUCGCUUUCAGUCAUUCUUGGAUGAUAGAAGCACUGAACUCCUUUCACCAGACACUAAAAGGGCUGCCUACAUUGCUGUUAUGAGGAACGCUAACACAAGUAGAGAUGGUUUUGAGUCCCUCUUGAAGGUUUAUAGAGAAGCUGAUGCUGUUCAAGAAAAAGAACAUGUUUUACGUACGAUGGCAUCCACUCCCAGUCCAGAUAUUCUUCUGGAAGUUCUGAACUUUUUUAUAUCUAAAGAGGUUCGAGAUCAAGAUAUCGUUUAUGGACUUCCUGGAAUAAGCUUAGAAGGGCAUGAAAUAGCAUGGAGGUGGAUGAAGGAGAACUGGAACUUCAUCGUAAACAAGUAUAAUGGAGGGCUCCUCACACAUUUUAUUCGUGACAUUAUAUCACCGCAAUGAGAAAGCUGAUGAGGUUGAAGAAUUUUGGAAAGCCGUGUGACUUCUUCAUUUGCAAUGAAUUUGAAGCAAACAUUGAGCAGGUUCGGAUCAAAGCAAGGCUGGUUGAAAGUAUAAAGCAGGAGCGGCAACCUCUUCAAGACCUACUCAAGCAAUUAGUUUGUAAGGGAUGAUAACUUCGGCUGUUAUCUCAAUGUAUAAUAUAUUUAUAUGUGCUAAAGCAUAAAGGCUUGACAUUUUGUCUGAUAUCAUGUUUUGUGGGUUAAGAUUGAAAGCAGGAAUGCCUGGAAAGCAUUGUCCAAGAAUAACAAUUUUGUUUCAAGCUUUCUAACAA
Molecule: messenger RNA, 2739 nt
Organism: Gossypium arboreum
Lineage: Eukaryota; Viridiplantae; Streptophyta; Magnoliopsida; Malvales; Malvaceae
Product: aminopeptidase M1-like
Exons: 18
Coding region: 60-2408 (782 amino acids)
Biological process (GO): peptide catabolic process; proteolysis
Cellular component (GO): cytoplasm
Molecular function (GO): zinc ion binding; peptide binding; metalloaminopeptidase activity
Source: RefSeq, a predicted model, not a curated record